Messenger RNA from Serpula lacrymans var. lacrymans S7.9, 446 nucleotides. RefSeq lists its product as uncharacterized. The transcript has 3 exons. The record is from RefSeq and is a predicted model, not a curated record. NCBI's taxonomy places the organism in Eukaryota, Fungi, Basidiomycota, Agaricomycetes, Boletales, Serpulaceae. The coding region runs from base 12 to 428 and encodes 138 amino acids.
UUCCGAUCCUGAUGCCACUCGAUUCCGCUCCCGAAUGCGUUGAAAUCAUUGUGACGAAAUGGAUGGACGGCAUGGAUGUUUACCGGUAUGGAAUCAAUGAGAAUGUUGCCAUCAAACACAUCUCUACUUGUAAUUACGAAGACCUACAAGAAGAACCCACUCGACUACUCGAAUAUAUCCAGGCGCAUGUGCCUCUCUUACGAGAAGAUUCUUCUUCGCCUUAUUUCACCCUCAUGGCCACAAAACCUCCAGUGGAUAAUACAAGAGCUGUUUCAUGGGAGGAUGUACCAGUUUUACUACAUGCACGAGACUUGAUUCAACACUAUGUUCAAGUCUACGAUGAAGACGAGUCAUUCUCAAUCGAUUCACUACUUACUCAGGCAUGGGUUCGAAGUGGUUCCAGAAAGGGGGAAAGUGUUCAGGGCUAAAACAUUCAGCAUAGUCAU